AUGCUGAUCACUGCACGCACCUAUUCAGCCUCCCAGACCCCAGACCAAGGUGCAGCACAACCCUGCAAUAACAGGUCGCGAUUUCAUACCCUCUCCGGCUGGCAAACAAGCCCAGUGGAUACAAAGGAAGCAACCGACAUGUUGUUAAUCCAUCAAGUUGGUAGUGUUCGCGUUGGGGAAGUCGUUAGAUACACGAUUACAUACACACCGGCGGCCGAUCCGAUCCUGCCCAUUCCUUCAAAUCUCUAUGUGAAGGUGAAGAACACAUCUGCUAUCCCAUUACGUGCCGCAUAUCUCCAUGGUCCGUACACGCUAUACGCCGCCUGCUAUCCCUCGCGGUUUGACCCGAAUACCAAAUAUGAGCGACAGGACUUGGAGGGUACGCCUCAGUUUGAGCCCUACCUCAAGGCCGGAGGUGGUUGGGACGCCGUCAUCAAGGUGCCGGCUAAUCUCCUGAAAGCUCACGACUUCGGCUCUCCGGACCAAGGCGGGCCGGCAAGUGGACAGAGCGUUAGCUGGAUUAUUGAGAUACAAUCUCAGGUGAUAUUCUCGAGUAGCGCAGCGGUGCAUUUUGAGCUGCUAGUGGGCCGAGAUGAAAAAUCGCUGGCUUAUUUCUCGGGCGGUACGUGGAGUAGCGGAAAUGGCUCGACGGGGCCUCCGGCAAAGCUACAAGACCAUUGGCUACCUGGAACUAGAGGGAGUCAGGUGCUUGCCUCGAAAGGCGUGUAUUCAAAGGCAAUUACUCUUCAUGUCGACGAUACAACUAGUCUAUGGAGCAAUCCACCAUUCCCGUCGGCGAAGCCGACUUCCGAAAGCGUUAAUCGGAAGGGUCAGGGCUCGCAGCCUCUAUGUGAUAAUCCAGCGCCGGAGAACUCUACUGAAUCUCCGACGAAAAGCGCCAAGAAGAAGUCGGUUCAUCUUGUGUUACUGACACAUGGGUUGCACAGUAACCUCGGUGCAGACAUGCUCUAUUUAAAAGAGAGCAUUGACGCAGCCAUGAGAAAUUCCAAAAAGAAAGACAGUCAAUCCAAAGCUCCCCACGUCAGCCCUGUUGGACUUGGACUGGAUGAUCAAGAAAACUUACAUUUUGCCAGCAGUAAAACCAGUCAUGUUGAGGAGGAGCAAAAUAGCCAGUCUGGUGAUAACACCGAAGAUGACGACGAAGAGCAAGUCAUUGUCCGAGGGUUCUCUGGCAAUGUUGUUCGGACUGAGCGUGGGAUUCAAUACCUCGGUAAACGGCUAGCCAAAUAUGUCCUACUUCUAACAUAUCCUGAUCAACCCUAUUUUCCUCUGAAGGACUCGAAAUCGAACCCACUUUCUCGACCGUUUAGUGCUCGUAAGGAGCGAGCUAAACAUUCUUCUCAUUCGGCUGAUUCAACGCCCCAAAAAGAUGCCCAAGAAUUUCAAAAUGAAGACCACGCGUAUAAGAUUACGAGCAUUAGUUUUGUUGGCCACUCUCUGGGUGGGCUAGUCCAAACAUAUGCAAUCGCAUAUAUCCAAAAGCACUCACCUCAGUUCUUUGAACAAAUCAGGCCUGUUAACUUCAUUGCUCUUGCAACUCCCUUUCUUGGUCUCAGCAAUGAGAAUCCAAUGUAUGUUCGAUUUGCAUUGGAUUUAGGCCUAGUCGGUCGCACCGGCCAGGAUCUCGGGUUGAGUUGGACGGCACCGAAAGUUCGAAGUGGUUGGGGGGCCAUUAUUGCUGGAAGAGGAGAGUCUACAAAAGACCCUGGCCAUUCGGAUCCUGGCUCCAAGCCACUUCUACGGAUUCUUCCUUGUGGCCCUGCCCACGAAGUUCUGAAGAAAUUCCAACAUCGGACAGUGUACUCAAAUGUGGUGAAUGAUGGGAUAGUUCCUUUGCGGACGUCUUCUCUUUUGUUCCUGGACUGGAAGGGUCUGGAUCGGGUCGAGAAAGCGAGAAGGGACAAUGGACUUGUUGGAACUAUGGCCGAAUGGGGAUGGGCAGAAUUAACAGGCGCCAAUUCGAAAUCCCCGCGAAUCCCUCGCAUCGAUGAGGAACAGCAUUUGAGUCUUCCGACAAUAGAGACCAGUCAUCAAAAUGCAUAUUCUGCAACCCAGGUUUCACCAAGCCCCAAAGACGACAUUUUGGACGAUCCAAUCUCUCCAAGGCCGGGACAAUUCUUAUCACAGCCCAGUCGUGUGUCCAAUCACAGGAUUCCAGAGGAGAACUUGGUGAAGGAAAAUCACUCGGGAAAUGCGCCUUCCAGCCCCCUGGAAAGCUUUUUCUCGCUGUUUCGCCCAAAUCAGGGCAAGCAUGCCCCCCCUAAUAGCAAGAGUGCUAGAAUUUAUAGGCGUAGCCAGACCCUGGGCACUUUUGAGACUGGCAAUGGCAAUGGCGAUGGCACAAUGCCCAUUAGUCCUGGAAGUUCCGAGCACGAGCACGAAGGAGUGCACACGCCUCCAAAGACAACAUUUUUCGAGUCUGCAGGAGACUUGUUGAUGCCGCCUUUACCACCUGCGGAUUUCAUUCUGGACCCUGCCUCGCGACCCCGGACAAUCUUCCACGACCGCAUCUAUCACCCAGAAGAUAUCCCAACCCCUUUACCGGUAAAGCGACGCACAUUAACAUUUGGCUCGCUACCGGGCAAGCAAUCGAAAUCGAUGCCCACUCAGUAUCCACCUGCCAGCAUCGCAGACAAUGAAAGCGGCCUCAAGGUUGAAGAAAAGAUUGCGAGAGCCUAUCACCGUGAUCUAACUUGGCGUAAGGUCCUUGUUCGACUUGAGCCUGAUGCCCAUAAUAACAUUAUUGUGCGGCGCAUGUUCACCAAUGCCUAUGGCUGGCCUGUUGUGAAACACUUAGUUGAUACACACUUCGGCCACACGCCCACUGUGGAAACCGACGAUUCUCUGAAGCCAAGUGUGGAGAUGGCCAGGUCUCUAAAUGUUGAUCCGACUAGUUCGGGUGAUGAGGUUGAAGGACAGUCCGAUCCUGUCGAUCCAAAUUCAGUAAGAGAUACAGACGAUUUGCCAAAUGUAUCCGAUCUCCAUGUAUCGGAACAUGUAUAUUCUGGUCCGAGUGACAGCUUACCGGCCGAAGAUAGAUCGCACAUGAGCACCGGUGACAAAAGCCAUGUAUCGAGGCAGGAUUCAGCACGAUGGACUGAUCGUGAAGUUGUCGAAGAUGACAACGAGUCCGGCUUCGAAGUGGAAGCCGACACUGGUUUCCGUCACAGAUAA
Penicillium vulpinum is the source of this 3195-nucleotide messenger RNA. Its product is annotated as lipase ROG1 family protein. The transcript has 2 exons. The coding region runs from base 1 to 3195 and encodes 1064 amino acids. Gene Ontology annotation, molecular function: monoacylglycerol lipase activity. The record is from RefSeq and is a predicted model, not a curated record. NCBI's taxonomy places the organism in Eukaryota, Fungi, Ascomycota, Eurotiomycetes, Eurotiales, Aspergillaceae.